This is a messenger RNA of Penicillium angulare, 1068 nucleotides long. RefSeq names its product NAD(P)H-dependent flavin oxidoreductase. The coding region runs from base 1 to 1068 and encodes 355 amino acids. Lineage: Eukaryota; Fungi; Ascomycota; Eurotiomycetes; Eurotiales; Aspergillaceae. The record is from RefSeq and is a predicted model, not a curated record. The transcript has 4 exons. Gene Ontology annotation, molecular function: nitronate monooxygenase activity.
AUGGCAUCUCCCCAGGUAAUUCGCACCCCGAUCACUGAUCUGCUCAAGAUCAACCACCCAGUUCUGCUGGCUGGUAUGAACGUGGCUGCCGGCCCCAAGCUGGCAGCUGCUGUCACAAAUGCUGGCGGUUUGGGUGUUAUUGGUGGUGUUGGAUACACUCCUGACAUGCUGCGCGAGCAAGUCGCCGAGCUCAAGUCAUACCUAAACGACAAGAACGCCCCAUUCGGUGUCGACCUUCUUCUGCCCCAGGUCGGUGGCAGCGCCCGUAAGACCAACUACGACUACACAAAGGGCAAGCUUAACGAGCUCGUGGAUAUCAUCAUUGAGAGUGGGGCCAAGCUCUUCGUCUCUGCCGUCGGUGUUCCCCCCAAGGCUGUUGUCGACAGACUCCACGGUGCUGGAAUCCUUACCAUGAACAUGAUCGGUCACCCCAAGCACGUCGCCAAGGCUUUGGAUGUCGGUAUUGAUAUCAUUUGCGCCCAGGGUGGUGAGGGUGGUGGUCACACCGGUGAUGUUCCUACCACCGUUCUGAUCCCUACUGUUGCCAAGUUGGUCAAGGGCAAGAAGAGCCCCUUGACUGGCCAAGACGUUCAGGUCAUUGCUGCUGGUGGUCUGUACAACGGUAACUCGGUUGCUGCCGCUCUCAUGCUGGGCGCCUCGGCUGUCUGGAUCGGCACCCGCUUCAUCCUGUCUGAAGAGGCUGGUGCCCCCAAGGCUCACCAGGAGGCCGUCCGCACUGCCGGUUUCGAGGACAACAUCCGCACAAUCAUCUUCACAGGUCGCCCUCUGCGUGUUCGCAAGAACCCUUACAUCAUGAACUGGGAGGAAAACCGCGCCGAGGAAAUCAAGCAGCUCACUGCUAAGGGUGUCAUCCCUGUUGAGCACGACUUCGAGAACCUGCCCGAUGAUGUUGAUGAUGAUACCCUCGACAAUGCCCGCCCCUUCUUGAUGGGCAAGGUCGCUGCUGUUGUUGAUGAGAAGAAGCCCGCUAAGGCUAUCGUGGACGAGCUCGUCAACGAUGCUGCUGCUUUGAUGAAGAAGGGCAACCAGAUGAUUGCUAAGCUGUAA